UGUUUAUUCAAGAGAGACGAACCUGAGAAAUGUUCUCAGAGUUAACUACCAAGAACCGGAAGUACCUAAGGAUGACGACUACUUCUUCUGUGAUGAGUGUAGGACUUUCUUCCUCGAAGAGUGCGAGGUCCACGGUCCUAUCGUCUUCGUGGCUGAUCGAUCGCCCCGUUGCUGUCGGAGAGAAAGACAGAGCCAAGAAGACGCUGCCCGCUGGGUUUGAGAUCAGAGAUUCUGGGAUCCCUGGGGCCGGUCUAGGGGUGUUUUACUGUGGAGACGGUGGCCUUCCCAUUGGAACACACUUUGGACCCUACGAAGGACACAGGACGGAUGAAGAGGGAGCCCUGGAGAGUGGAUGCUCCUGGGAGAUCUACUAG
Molecule: messenger RNA, 374 nt
Organism: Gadus chalcogrammus (walleye pollock)
Lineage: Eukaryota; Metazoa; Chordata; Actinopteri; Gadiformes; Gadidae
Product: histone-lysine N-methyltransferase PRDM7-like
Exons: 4
Coding region: 30-374 (114 amino acids)
Source: RefSeq, a predicted model, not a curated record